AAUGUAGAAUGACAUGUACAAUUGUACAAUUUUCUAUUACCAAAAAUAAUGGUGUCGGUCUGUUGAAGAUAAAAAGAGUAUUAUAAGCUUUAGGAAUAUUAUUAAUACCUUAAUAUUAACUGUAGUUCGUAAAUAACUAAAUUACCAUUAUAUUAUCAGAUAAUACAUUCCUAAUUCUAAGCUUUCGCGAUACGUAUGUAGGUUUUGUGUUUUUAUUCGAUAUUUGUUGUUUAUUUUUACACAAAAAUGAAUCUGGAAGAUAAUGCAAUGGGUUUAACCACUGAACAAACUGACAAAAUACUGCAAUUUCAAGAUUUAACGGGUAUUGAGGAUAUGUCAAUAUGUAGAGAUGUAUUGCAAAGACAUCAGUGGGACUUGGAGGUAGCCAUACAAGAACAGCUAAAUAUUAGAGAAGGUAGACCUUCUGUGUUUGCAACUGAGGCACGGGCUCCACCAGUAGUCCAUGAUCACAUAGCACAACAAGUGUUUACCGAUGACUCACCAGAAGGUCCUGGUGGAGUUACAGGCCUCUUCCGCUAUGUAGUCAAUCUAGUUGUAUCUGUGUGUUAUAGUACAAUAUCCUCUGUAUUGAACUUAUUGUUAAGUUUCAUAAGGAAUGAUGAUAGAAGAUUGGUAACGGAUCCACUUGGUGAUGUCAUGGGCUUUAUCAACAGUUACACCACCAGAUACAACCCACAUCCUGUCUUCUACCAAGGCACAUAUGCUCAGGCUCUUAAUGAUGCCAAAAAUGAACUAAGGUUCCUUAUUGUAUACCUACAUUCAGAGUCAGCAGCAGAGACGCAAAACUUUUGCAGGAAUACACUGUCAGAUCCUGAUGUGAUCAGCUUUAUAAACACACAUGCCCUGUUUUGGGGCUGUUCUGUGGACACAUCAGAGGGAUGGAGAGUAGCUCAAUCUGUGGGUGGGCGACGCUACCCAUUGUUAUGUCUAGUCUGUGUUCGCGAUCACAGGAUGACAGUUGUCGCUAGAAGCGAAGGCUCCUGUUCACCACAGCAACUAAUUAAUAGAUUACAGAGAAUUGUAUCUGAGAAUGAACCUUAUUUAAACGCGGCAAGGGCUGAUAGAGUGGAACGCGAGGUGACAGCACGUUUGCGUGCUUCCCAAGACGAAGCAUAUGCGGAGUCUUUGGCCGCUGACCAAGAGAAAGAGAGACGUCGGGCCGCCGAGAGGGAAGCCAGGGCCCAGAGGGAACAGGACGACUUGAACAAGCGCCAACAGGAGGAGAGGAGGAAGCAGGAGGUGAUAGAAGCUCGUGAAACAAUGGCUGCUCAACUGCCCGAAGAGCCCAAAGCAGGUCCUGAAGCUAUAGCCCUGCUCAUAAGACUGCCCACCGGCGAGAGGCUAACUCGACGAUUCCUAUUCGCUCACACCACUCAGGAUCUAUACGACUUCGUGUUCAGUCAUCCACAAUCACCCGAAGAAUUUGAAAUAACAACAAAUUUUCCAAAGCGCGCCAUUUCUCGCGGUCCUUCAAAACUUAUUGACGUGGGCUUGAAAGAUCGUGACGUUCUAUUUGUUAACGAUGUCAAUGCAUAACCUACAGAUUUGUCUAUGCUACCAUAGAUAUUUUAAUUGUAAAUAAAUUCUUUUUCCUGCCUGUGUUAUUAUUUUUAAAAAUGCAUAUUUAAAUUUAGAAUCCAUCUAAAACAAUUUUAUUGGCGUUUAAAUUAUUCGUAGUUGUACCAUGGUCUAAACAAAAUAGAGAGGAGAGAGAGAAGAAUUUAUUUACUUUGAUGUGUUAAACGUAUACAUGCCCCCAUAAUGCUCUAAAAGUUUCGCGUACAUUGAUUUAUCUAAAUGUUAUAUUUUUAAGUUAAUAAAGUUACAUUGUUUGGAAAGUCAUUUUUAAUUUUUCUAGAAAUGGGUGAUUUUACAUUCAUUGGUGGUGACACUUACAUUGAAAUAAGUCUAUACAUAAUAUAUGUAAAUAUGAAUAACAAUGAUAUUAAGACUAGUAUUUUAAUUUUUACUGCAUAAUACUUUGGGUCUUAUUUUGAGAGCGAGAGAAUAAAUAAUAAUAUAGAAUUAAUUAUUAUUUUAUUCUUUCUUAUUAUCCGAAGGCUUAUCUUUUUAUAAAGAUUUGUUUUCCAAGUUCAGAGGGCUUAGUCAAAAGUUAUGUAGAAAUCUAAAACUAAAUUUGCAUGAUAAUAACAGUUUGCGUCGACAAAUUUAGUUUUGUUUCUACAUACAGUACUGUUAAGGCAUCUUGACUAAGGCACCAAGUCUAUUCGGAACAUUUGGUAAAGAAUGGAUGAUAAAAAAAUUUACAGCAUCAUCCAAUUUUCUAUUAAUUUCGAAUUCCACAACCUCAAAGAGGGCUUAAACUAGCUCUACAUUCAAAAAUAUUUAUUCUCUAUUGAAAAAUUUUGCUUAAGUCACGAUAUUUUUUGCAGAAAUUUUAAACUUUUCAGAUAUAGCGCCAUCUAUAUAUUUCAUUAUUUUCACUAUUUUCAUUAUUUAUGAAUCAAGAUUUUAAUUUUUAUCUAAUUUUAUAUAUAUCUAAAAAAGGAUAAAAGACAUUAAAUAAUGCUUAGAAACCUUACAUAUACAUAUGUGUAUGUCAAUCUACGUAAUCGGAGAUAUUGUAACAUGAUUUUCUACUUAACGCGUUUUUAGAGCUAAUUUAUUUUAAGGCUAAAAUUGUCUCCUGUGCCUUUAUAAAUUGAGGAUUCGGAAUCCAGGACAGGGAUUUUAAGUUUAUAUGUACCGGUAAAUAAGAACUACUAUCAGACUUUAGUUUUUUUUCUUUGAAAUAAAAAAACCUUUUUACUUAUAAAAUUUAAAAAUCGAACUGAUUUCGUUUUAAUUGUAUUUGACUGUUUGUCUUUGAAAAUUAAGAUUACGUUUAAAUUUUGAAUUUCGAAGCCGAACUUGUUUUAAAUUUUAAUUAAUGGUAGAAAACGUUAAAGAUAAGCAUAUAGCAUCGAUGUGUAGAUUGUCAAUUAAUUUCGUUAAAAUUCUUUAUAACCUGAAAAAAAUUAAAUGAUUUUCAAUAAGUUCCCUGUUAGUAUAUUUACUGUCAUUUGAAGGUAUCGAAUUGUAAAAUACGACGAAAUUAGUACAUCAAAAUAUAAUUCAAUGUAAAAAAAACUACAUUUGAAUAUUGUACAGUAGUUUGUAAGUAUAUAGUUGUACUUUAUUAACUGACCUAUCGAUUAAUUGUGUUUUCUUGUAACUUGCGGAAAAUAAAUGUAAGCAAUUUUGGGUUAAAAAAUUACGCAACUUGUAUAGUAAAGAUUAUAUCUUCACUUAUGUUUAGAGGCAACUGCGGCUUAAAAUUAUAUUUUGUUCGCCCGGAAACAAAGAACCCUUAAUAAGUGAUAGCUACUGCGGGUACCAUUGUUGGGUUGUAUUGGAAAGUUAUUAAAUAAAUUUCCGUCAUUUGGCAAUGUUUAAUUUGUUUUUAAAAGAACGGUUUUAUUUAGUGUAGGCUAGACUAUAGUAUAAACGGUAUUUUAAUAGGUUUGUUGAGACAAAUUUUGUCACUAAAUAUUUUCAUUAUUUUAUUUGUUUGUUAUGUUAAGAACCUGAGGCUGCGCAACUCGACAUAUCACUGAAAUUGCUAUACAGUGGCGAAGUCAGACCAGGGGGUCUAGUCAAGACGGCUUAACAGUACAGUAUUAUAUUUUUUACUUCUUCUAAUAACGGCCAGCGCUAUUGAAAAUGACAGCUACUGUCGACAGUUGGUACCAACUACUAGCUGUCAUUUUCAUACAAAUUUAGUUUUCGUCUUUCUACAUACACUACUGUUACGCUGUCUUGACUAUACCCCCAGUAAGACUAAUCUUUAAUACAAGUAGCGGCACGAAACUCUAGCGCUGGCCGUUAUUGCACAGAAGUAAAAAAUAAGGUACCUGAGGGGGGCUGGCGGAAUGAAGAGAGUCGAUUGGCUCUCCCGUCGCAUUCCGCCCCCGCUUCACGAAGACACAUCAUUUUAAUACAAAUUUAGUUUUCAACUUUCUACAUACACUACGGUUAAGCCGUUUUGACUAGACCCCCUGUACACAUGCGCAGCAAUCCCCUCCACAUAUCGGCCAGCGCUAGGCUUACGUGCCGCUGCCUAUACCUAUGUUGGAAUGUACUCUAUAUGACGUGUUUCGCCAUAUCGAUAACGCUAAUGACGCAAAAAUGGAAUUUAUUGUAGUCGAAAUAUGUGGCCUCAGGAAAAACUACUAAUCGUACUCAGAGUGGUUGCUUACAUUAUCUCUUAUGAGAAUGGUGCAACGAAACUGAAAAUAUUUUUAUUAUUAUCUGUUUUAAGGUCUCCUUUAGCCGCUGUUGGAUCUUUAGUUUACUUAGGCGCAAAUAUAGGGUUUAGAUGGCCUGUGGCUUGGAGCGCAUCAACAUUAUUAGCUUGACACCUAAGAAAAAUCAUAUUAGAUUAUCUCUUAUUUGACUCUGAGUUCGGUUAAUAGUGUAUAUUAAAUAUGUAUACGAUAUCGUUGCUUUAUCACAUAGUGUGAGGGAAUCAAAUCAGUUUGUUUUUAUAGUUCAUAUCACCUCGAUCCAUCAAUAUUUACACGAAUAAAAAGAUGUACUUAUUCAAAAGAAAUUCUACAAUACCAUAUUUUUCUAUAGAAAACGACUGAUUUGUUGCCACUAGAGUAUGCACAUGUGUUUUUAGGUGUAAAUUCUGUUUACAAUUUACUAUAUAUUCAUAUUUUAAUAUAAAUAUUUUAUCUAGUAAAUGUCAAAACAAUUCUAAAAUAUGCCAAAAAAAUAUUGCAAGCAUAGAUUAUUUAAAAAAUGUCUGGUCGGCCUGUACCUUAAAUAUCAAGUUUCUAUUAUUUAUUGUUAGAUUUAUCUAUAGUAACUAAAAUUUCCUAGUUUCUGGUGUGUAUUUUAAAAAUGUCUACGCGUUACAUCAUUCAUCAUCGUAUGGAAUCCAUUCAAUGUAAUUAUUCAUAGGUGAAUGGGACAACUAUUAUAUAUGAUAUAUUAAAUUGUAGAACAGAAUUAGCACGUUGCUUUUGCAUUUCCUUGCUUUAUAGUUUUGAAUGAAUCAGGAUUCUUGUGUGGUAUACGGUAGUAGGUACCUAUGGUGCUGAGAACUACAAGCAUUUAAUUGUAACUUUUUUUUAAUAAAACGUUCCUUUGA
Messenger RNA from Pieris rapae (cabbage white), 5119 nucleotides. RefSeq names its product FAS-associated factor 2 (gene Faf2). Bases 247 to 1557 code for a protein of 436 amino acids. The transcript is spliced from 7 exons. The record is from RefSeq and is a predicted model, not a curated record. Gene Ontology annotation, molecular function: ubiquitin binding. Gene Ontology annotation, cellular component: endoplasmic reticulum. Lineage: Eukaryota; Metazoa; Arthropoda; Insecta; Lepidoptera; Pieridae.